Molecule: messenger RNA, 1765 nt
Organism: Prorocentrum cordatum
Lineage: Eukaryota; Dinophyceae; Prorocentrales; Prorocentraceae
Source: the annotation of a GenBank genome assembly
AAAGCACGCCCAUCAUCGUCGCGCAGCUGCUGCUCCACCCCAGCUGCGCGCUGGAGGUGCUGGACCUGUCCAACCAGGAUGUGGGCCUCGAAGGCGCGUGUGCGGUGGGCUCCGCGAUCCGCGCGUCCAGCACCCUGCGUGAGCUCCGCCUGCACAGCUGCGGCCUCUUCGACGAGGGCGGCCAGGUGGUGCUCGACCUCCUGAGGAACACGAGCCUGCAGACCGUGGACCUGCAGAACAACAUCAUAUGAUGGAGUUCGUGACCUGCCAGGCAAUCCUCGAGGUGGCCGACCAGAAGGCGAUGGACGUCGACCUGGACGGCAACCGCGUCUUCGACGAGGUCUUCAACGCAAUCACCCAUGGGAUCGGCGUGUGCCUAGGUGUAGCCGGCAUGGUGCUGCUUCUUGUGAAGGUAAGGAAUAAACCUGAUUAUUACAAGUGCUCCGUUGCGAUUUACUGUGUGUCUGCAACAAUGUUAUAUCUCUUGUCGACCCUGUACCACUCGUUCUUUUCGUUGGGGCGAGCCACAGUUGAAAUAUUCCGGACUUUGGAUUAUUGCGGGAUCUUCUUGUUGAUCUCUGGCACGUACACACCUUUCUUCGUCAUUCUUUUCCAUGGAGAGUGGUGGGCCAAGGCGCUUAUCAGGGGAAUGUGGAUCUCGUCGCUUCUGGGAAUCAGCGUGGCUGCCUUCUACCGCGGACCUGGCGAAACGGCGCUGCGGCUGACCUUCUUCCUGGUCAUGGGAUGGACGUGUGUCGCUGUCAUACGGGAGAUCCUGCGGGAGCUGGGCCGCGAGGGAGCCGUCCUGCUAGUGGUCGGCGGGAUUCUUUACAGCGCAGGGAUACCCUUCUUCGUACGCGGUGGGCACAUGUGGGAGAUGCCGGACCACUCCAUCUGGCAUCUGUUCGUGCUCGCCGCCAGCACUUGUCACUUCUUCGCGAUCUACUGGUACGUGGUCGACCGUCCAGUCAAGAAGGUCUCCGAGAACAGACUUGACGAGACAUUGAUGACAGCCGGCUCGGACUGCUCGGACAACGAAAGCAUUCUGGAGGCGAGUGAGAUUCCAUGAUCAUGGGCCAUUUGGUUUCUCUCUCUUUUUCUCUCUCUCUCUCUCUGUGGGGAGGGGAUAAACAGUCACCUCCAAGCCACGGUAUGAUGGUAGGAACUGCCCAUCUCCUUCCAGAUCUGACCACUCCCUGGCGUUUCGGCAAUUCUCUGCAUGGGCCGCCCGUGCGACGUCACGGGCCUGCAAUCGUUCUUUCUUAUGCGGCUCGCAGCUGCUCGCCGCGGGGCCAGCCCGCAGCCCACCCGCUGCAGGGGCGGCCUCCUGCGGCACGCCUGCUGCCGCUCGCCGCCGGGGCAGUUUUCUUCUCGCGAGAGUCCCUUCAUCAGGCAGUGGCGAAGCGUCCUGGCUCGCCCAGAGCCCUUCCAAAACAUUUUCGGGUUCUAAGAACAUUCUGUGGUAGGACUAUAGGAAUGCCGGGACGGUCGGUCCCUGCUCAACCCCGGCGCGACGGGCGGCAGCUCGCAGACCCGAGCGCGCUGUGCGGCAGAUGCCAUUGUGCAGCGCGUCUCCCAGGCGUGAGCCAGGUCAGCCUCAGGCGAGAGCCUCAAUCAUCUAUCUUGUCCGACGGCGCGCCCCAUUGAGAGGGGAGCCGGUGACAGUCGGCAAAGUUCACCGCCCAUGGCAACGGCACGUGCGUGUCGCGCUGCGCUCGCCACAGACCCGGGCCCAAGCGCUGCCAUGAUAAAAAGGGUCGGGCGG